UGAUGGAACAUCCCUUUGAACUUGAACGUUUGAACCCUCAUAACCAGAUUGAUAUCCGCAACUUCAGAAAUGGCUCCCAAGGGUGGAAACGCAAAGAAAGAAAGUGGUCGAGCCAAGAAGGCAGAGAACGAGGCGAAGAAGCAAGAUGCUGCAGCUGCUGACAAGGCAAAAAAGGAGGCUGAAAAGUGGGAUGAUGGUGCCAAGGGAAAUAAAGCCAAGGAGGAAAAGGAAGCCAAGCGUCUAGCCGAGCUCGCCCGCAAAGCCGAGAACGCGCGGCUGCUUGCAGAAGAGGAAGCUGCUCCCACAAAAGCCAAGCCAGCACCCAAGAAGAAGAAGGAUGUCAAACCAGCUGGUCCCGGAGCAAUCGCGGCUGGAAGCAGCUCGAGUACAGAAAUACCAGCAGCAGUGAUAGAUUCCAAAGAUGAACCGUCUGAAGUCGAAAGCUAUGCUGCAACUGGCAUCGAUAAUGCACUGGACCUGCUGGAUGUAGUGACCGCAAAGAUGGACAAGGCCAGUGUAGGACAACAAGCUGCAGGUAUCGAAAGGCACCCAGAGCGACGAUUCAAGGCUGCGUUUGAAGCCUACAAGGAACGUGAGCUGCCAAAUCUGAAAGAAGAGCAUCCCGGGCUGCGCCUGCAGCAAUAUCAGGAUCUGUUGCACAAGCAGUUUCAGAAAUCACCGGAUAACCCUUUUAACCAGGUCACUAUCGCUUACGACGCCACGAAGGACGAGAAACUACAGUCUCUCAAGGAGAAACAAGAUGCUGUGCAGAAACGAUUGCGCACAUAACGAUCGUUAUGAUGUGAUACGACUAAAGUCGUCUUGGAUACGAAUCCUUAAGAGUCUGGACAUCAGAAGUCGGGGUAUAUGAUAAAUAGUAGCGCCUAGUACUAGUAGCGCUGCCAGCUGGUGAAGCUCGAUCUGCUAUCUCCAGAGACUUGAUAACAAACAUCUGGACCUGUCUAUAUGCAUUCUCACAAUUCAUUAACACUGCGUGUAUUGUUCGUGCGAUCGGGCUGUGAAAGCAUUACA
Molecule: messenger RNA, 1032 nt
Organism: Suillus subalutaceus
Lineage: Eukaryota; Fungi; Basidiomycota; Agaricomycetes; Boletales; Suillaceae
Exons: 7
Coding region: 70-789 (239 amino acids)
Biological process (GO): transcription by RNA polymerase II
Cellular component (GO): nucleus
Molecular function (GO): transcription coactivator activity
Source: RefSeq, a predicted model, not a curated record